Messenger RNA from Anisakis simplex (herring worm), 579 nucleotides. Lineage: Eukaryota; Metazoa; Nematoda; Chromadorea; Rhabditida; Anisakidae. The record is from the annotation of a GenBank genome assembly.
UGCUGCAUUCAGGAGGAGCUGAAAGCUCGCAUGGAAGCAGACAGACGCCGUAAAGAGGACGAGAAAAAGAGACGUCAGCAGCAAUUGGCCGGAGCGUUUGCUUUAGCAACGGCCGGCAGGCGUAAUUUUGUGAUUUCGAAAAGAAAAGAGGAUAAAUUCAGUAAUAUUUGUCAGGCGAAACAAGAAAUGGAAAUGACACAAGAACAACAAAAAGAAGAAAAAGAAGACCUAAUGGCCAUCGUAAAACGAAGUUUGGAAUAUGGUGAUUUGAGAGGGAAUGACUUGAAGGAGAAAAUCCGAUCGAUGCAUCAACGAAUAUGCAAAUUAGAGGCUGAAAAGUAUGAUCUGGAAAGACGGAAGGAACGUCAGGAAUAUGAUCUAAAAGAACUUAACGAGCGUCAACGUCAAAGGUUUCGCAAUAAUGCACGCAAGAAGGGAAUCGAUCCUGCGUCACGAUAUCCAGUAAGCGGUUGUUCGUUACGAUUGUUUUUUGCUCCCUUGAUGGAUCACAAGGAAAAAUUUGUCAUAUAUGUAACUAUUUGUCAUAAAAUUGUUUCUGUAAAAUUUUAUGAAAAACAA